AUGUCGAAUCUUACUGGCCUUCCUACGGGAUCCUGUAUCCUUGUUACGGGAGCAAACGGUUUUAUUGCCUCUUAUGUUAUUAAUACCUUGCUACAGCUUGAAUAUCGAGUGCGGGGAACGGUUAGGACGGCAAAGCCAUGGCUUGACGCCUUCUUCGAGAAUAAAUUCGGUCGAGGCGUCUUUGAAAGCUUUGUACUUCCUGAUUUUGAAAACCCUAAGAUGCUAGAUAAUUGUAUGAAUGGUAUAGCCGGGGUAGUGCAUACGGUUGUACGAGCAGUCGAGAAUGUCCUAGAGGCUGUAUACAGAUACCCUUCUGUCAAAAGAUUCGUUAUGAUAUUAUCCUCUGCAGCUGCUUUAAUCCCUGCUAUAAACCAGAAAGGGAAUGAGGCUGCCGUAAAAGCCGUACGUAAUUCUAAUACGAAGCCUAACGAGAAAGUAAUCGUACUUCUAAGACUCUUGGCGAACAAAUGGCUUAGAAAUGGAUUGGAGGGUAUAAUCCUCGUUUUAUAUUUAAUACGGUCCUUCCGAACUUUAACAGGAGGCAGGAUAAGUAAAAUGCUAAAUUGCUUUAAUGUACUAGAAUAUUACGUUGAUGUUACUGAUACUGCCCGGCUAUACGCUAUUGCUCUGCUUGUACCUAACGUCCGAUUGCAGCGGAUAUUUGUAUUUGCAGGUCCGCUGAAUAUGACUGAUAUUAUCUCGACCCUCCGGGAACUUCGACCUGACUAUAAUUUCGAUGAUCCGAAACUAAACAAAGGCCGAGAUCUUACGGACGUCACACUAGCUGCUAAAGCAGAAAAGCUUUUGGAAGAGUUUUUUGGCCAGAAGGGGUAG
This is a messenger RNA of Penicillium cosmopolitanum, 834 nucleotides long. RefSeq names its product NAD dependent epimerase/dehydratase. Lineage: Eukaryota; Fungi; Ascomycota; Eurotiomycetes; Eurotiales; Aspergillaceae. The record is from RefSeq and is a predicted model, not a curated record. The transcript is spliced from 5 exons. Bases 1 to 834 code for a protein of 277 amino acids. Gene Ontology annotation, molecular function: oxidoreductase activity, acting on the CH-OH group of donors, NAD or NADP as acceptor.